Varanus komodoensis (Komodo dragon) is the source of this 1546-nucleotide messenger RNA. RefSeq names its product transmembrane BAX inhibitor motif containing 1 (gene TMBIM1). The transcript has 12 exons. The record is from RefSeq and is a predicted model, not a curated record. Gene Ontology annotation, cellular component: endoplasmic reticulum; Golgi apparatus; membrane. Lineage: Eukaryota; Metazoa; Chordata; Lepidosauria; Squamata; Varanidae. The coding region runs from base 152 to 1066 and encodes 304 amino acids. Gene Ontology annotation, biological process: negative regulation of apoptotic signaling pathway.
CCGGCCCCGCCGCCCCGCCUCCCUCCAAGGGCUCUGCCCGUCGUUCCCCACGGACUGGAACAAGGGAACUGUUGUGAACUUCGCAGUCGCAGCGGCCCAGCGGAGCGGCAAACUUUAUCCUUCGGGAGCGCGCCAAGUGCUGUGAGGCAUCAUGUCGCAUCCCUCUGCUCCCCCAGGUUAUGAUGAUCGGAACCCCCUAUAUCCUCCAUCGGGAUAUCCGGGAGCGUACCCACAGCCUCCGCCAUACAGCGGUGGAUAUGCACAACCUGGAGGCUACGCACAGCCUGGGAUGUAUCCACAGCCAGUUCCUCCUAUGCCUGCAGUGCCGAUGAACUUUGGUGACAGCUACAUCAGUAGUGGUGCAGAAGGGGAUGGGACUUUACACGUAGCAGACUGGGAUGAUAAGAAAGUCCGGCACGUCUUCAUCCGCAAGGUCUACAGCAUUAUCUCAGUGCAGCUGCUCCUGACUGUGGGCAUCAUUGCAAUCUUCACCUUUGUUGAACCAGUGUCCCUUUUUGUGAAGAGAAAUCUUGCUGUGUACUACGCAUCUUAUGCGGUAUUCGUGGUCACUUAUCUGGUGCUGGUGUGCUGUGAAGGCCCACGGAGACGCUUUCCAUGGAACCUCGUCCUUCUCUUUGUCUUUACCAUUGCCAUGGGUUUCAUGACAGGCUGCAUUGCUAGUGUUUACAGUACAAAGGCUGUUAUAAUUGCCAUGAUCAUCACGGCUAUUGUGUCCAUAAUCGUCACCAUCUUCUGCUUCCAGACAAAGGUGGAUUUCACAUCCUGCACUGGCCUAUUCUGUGUGCUGGGCAUUGUCGUCAUGGUGACUGGGAUUAUCACAGCCAUUGUCCUCUCCUUCAAAUACAUCUACUGGCUCCACAUGUUGUAUGCUGCCAUCGGUGCAAUAGCUUUCACCCUGUUUCUUGCAUAUGACACCCAGUUGGUGCUGGGCAACAGGAAGCACACCAUCAGCCCUGAGGAAUACGUCUAUGGAGCCCUCAAGAUCUACACAGAUAUUGUCUACAUCUUUACCUUCCUCCUGCAGAUCGUGGGCAGUAGAGACUAAGAGUUGGAGUCUCUGCUAAUCUCCCUGGACUUUUGGCAACCUUCCCCAAAGGUUUAGGGGAGCAUCUCUUUCUAAUUAUAAUGUCUGGCUGCUUUGGUCUCACUUCUAGCACAUUCAUAGAAACUACUUAGGGGUUCCACAUAGUGGACAGAGAUACAGAUACAAGUGGGAGACCAUAUAUUGUACACAAUGUAGAUACUGAUCUUAAUCUGCAAGAUGCCUUUCCUUUCUUCGUUUCCACCAGGGGAGCCCUUCCUUUAUGUAGUGCCUUGGAUACCUGAAUGUAGUGUAUAUAUUACCUCAUCAGUGGGUUGUAUCCUAGUGCUUUCAACUUAAACUUAUUUGUAUUUUGUUCAGCAUACUUUAUUUCUAUUUUGGUCAGCAUACUUAUCUAAAAUAUAGAUGGCUUUUCCAAUUAAGGAAGCCAAAGCAUCAGGGCUUCACUACAUAAGUGCAAAUAAAAAUAUAUUUUUGAGUUAA